Messenger RNA from Scutellospora calospora, 966 nucleotides. The record is from the annotation of a GenBank genome assembly. Lineage: Eukaryota; Fungi; Glomeromycota; Glomeromycetes; Diversisporales; Gigasporaceae.
AUGUGCUACUCCAUAAUUAAUAAUAAACAUUCGGGAACAGUUACUCUUGCAUCCUUUCCCGAUGAUAUUCUUUAUAUUAUUAGCAAAGACUUGGACUUUCUUUCAAUUUUAGCACUUCGUUCAACGUGCAGAAUGAUUUACCUAUCAUUUUCGAAUGAGGUUACAUUCUCUCACGUGUCUAUUCCAUCAAUUUCACAUGAUCAAUUUGUCAAAAUAUUUUCUCAUCUUAAAUCAACUCAUAAACUUUCAUUCAUUCGUAAAUUCACUUUUAACGAUCCAAAAAUAAAAGCUGAAGACGUAAUUUCUAUAUUAGAAAAUUGUGAAAAUCUUCAAUAUUUAUACAUUUUAGGAUGUAAAGAAGUUAAAUUAUUACCAAUAACAACUGCUAUGAAGAAUUGGUAUCAAGAAUCUGAAAUUUAUGAAAAAGGUGUUCUCAUAUCAAAAAAACGAAAAUUACAAAAAUUAAAGAAAAUUGUUAUGACAAGAUGUAUUGGUGGUAAAAGGCAUUCAUUAUUGAUAAAAAAAGUUUUAGAAGAUAUACAACUUUUAAAAUAUCAUCAACAACAACAUGAAGAAUUUUGUAAUGUCAAACGAUAUAUGAGAAGUAUCAAUCUGUGUCAUGAAAAUCAAAUUAACUCUCACGAUACGUCAUUAUUUAUCAACACAAAUAACACUUUUAAAAAUCAAAUAAAUUAUGGUAAAAAAGAUGAUACAAAUGAUGGAAUAUUCCAGUUUCGUUCAUGUUCGGAUCUUUCAUGCGAACCUUGUAUUCUUAAAUGCGCUGGAUGUGGUACAAAAUAUAAAUAUUGGGACGAAUUUUGGAUAAAAUGUGGUUGGUGUAAAGAUAGACAUUUUUGUGGUGAUUGUGUAAUGGAAGCCUCAAAAAAAAAUGUUUUUAAAACUUAUACUUUUCAAUUUAUGAAGAUAAAAUUAUGUCAAUUGUUUGAUUUACCUUGUCCUUAUUAG